Bradysia coprophila is the source of this 3009-nucleotide messenger RNA. RefSeq names its product transcriptional regulator ATRX homolog. Gene Ontology annotation, molecular function: ATP binding; ATP hydrolysis activity. The record is from RefSeq and is a predicted model, not a curated record. Gene Ontology annotation, cellular component: nucleus. NCBI's taxonomy places the organism in Eukaryota, Metazoa, Arthropoda, Insecta, Diptera, Sciaridae.
UUUGGACGAACAGUCGAAAAAUAAAAGUAGCGAGCCAGUGUUAGUACGUGUUGCGAAAGUUUCAAAACCUUGAUUUUUAAUAUCGGUCGAAUAUAAUUCCAUUUUUGUGAAAUGGAACCUCAAAAUGCCUCUUCAUCAAAAGCAGAGGAUUCUGAAGGUCGAACAUUCAGACGGAAAUUUGUAGAAUUCGAACGCGAUAUUUUCAAUACAAUUGCUAGUGUGGAAGCAGCGCUAGAGCGAGAAGAAAACCAACGCAAAAAAUAUGAAGAAGAAAUACAGAAAUUGAAUGACGAAAUGAAGUCAGUGACGCAAUUAAAUAAGUCUUUGAUCGAAGACAAUGAUGUGCUGAAAAAUAAAUUAAAACAAAGCGAGGCCGAAAAAGAAGAAAUGAUGAGAGAAAAAACUUCGUUCAACAACCGUCUUAAAUUGCUAUUAAAUGACGUGAUAGUCGACGACGUAGAAUCUCAAAACAACAAGCGCCCAAAUGACACGUCUUUGGAUGAUGAGGAUAAUCCGGCUCGAAAACAUCAGAAAACAGUGGAUGAACAACCGAGACCACUCAAUCCGACGAAUGAAACAAAUGAUCAAAAUUUCACCGGGAAUGCCGUUGUCGAGCUUCAACAACUUCAAUCAGUUACGGAUAUCCCAAUAUUGCAAGCAAAUGACAAGAAUGAAAUGAUUGUGACAGUUGAUAACACUAAUGCUGCUGUCACCAAAGACGAACCUGUGUCGGUAACGGAAAACAAUCAUCUGUUGUCUACGGAAAACCAAGUUGAAGAAAGAAGGAAAACAAUGCGACGUAACAUCAAAAAAAUUAUGGAUUUCGAAUGCUUAACGGUAGAGACAAAGAGAGCUUUCCAACAGGAAAAAGAAAGGAAACUUCAUUACACCCAAAAGCUACAAAAGUUUUGCGAAGAAUACGGCGUACUACCUGGGGAAUUCAACAAAUUGGACAAAUUGGUAUUGGAUUUCGAUGCGAAUACUAAGCGUGAACGGUUGUCUGUGGAUAGAAGAUUGUUAACGAAACUGAAACCUCAUCAAUGCGAAGGCGUGAAAUUCAUGUGGGAUGCUUGUUUCGAAUCUAUUGAGAAAUUGCAACACAGUAAUGGUGGCGGUUGCAUUUUAGGCCAUUGCAUGGGUCUCGGAAAGACACUACAAGUGAUCACAUUGGUCCACACCUUGAUCACUCAUUUUACAGAAACGAAAGUAAAGAAAGUUUUAAUACUUUGUCCAAAGAGUGUCAUUCUCAAUUGGAUGGAUGAGUUUGAACUUUGGCUCAAAGAUUUUCAGAACAAAGGGAACAUCAACACCUACUGUCUGUCGUCUGCCCGUGAAAGUGCAAAGCGUAUAAAAGCCUGGCAGAAGAAUGGCGGUGUCUUCAUUAUUGGAUAUCGAUCGUUUCAGCGUGAAUCGUGUAAAGCAGAUGAGAAAAGCAUAUUUCACCAGGCCUUCGUUGAUCCAGGAGUAGAUUUGGUAGUUUGCGAUGAAGGCCACCUCCUGAAAAAUCCAGCUUCGAAGCUCAGUUUGGCAAUCAAUAAAAUUCGCACGUCACGACGAAUCAUUUUGACUGGAAGUCCGUUGCAGAAUAACUUAAAUGAAUAUUUUACGAUGAUCGAAUUCGUAAAGCCUAGAUUAUUAGGCACCGCAAAGGAGUUCAACAAUCGCUUCGUUCGUCCAAUAGUAAACGGUCAAUUUAUUGACUCGACCGACGAGGACAUCACACUAAUGAAAUAUCGGGCAUACAUUCUUCACAAAUUGCUGGAUGGAUGCGUUCAACGACGUGACUACUCCGUGCUGGCCGAAUUUUUGCCACCGAAGCAGGAAUAUGUGCUGUUCAUACGAUUGACGAAAGUUCAGAUUGAUUUGUACAAGUUAUACAUGACUACUUACGGCAAGAACAAUCCCAUUGUUCAUUCACCGCAAUUGAAAAAGAUAUGCAAUCACCCGAAUACAUUGAUCGAUUUUGCUAAACGACAUAGACCAGCUCAACGAAAUAGUGAUUCCGAUUCAAGUGACAGCGAGCCGAACGAAAUUGCUGACAAUUGGUGGAUGCCCAUGUUCGACGGAUGCGAUCAGCCGGACGUAUCUGGCAAAAUGUUGUUACUUUUUUCUAUUCUAUCGGAAUGUGAAACGCGUGGUGAAAAAUUGCUGUUAUUCUCUGGCUCCUUGUCCACGUUAAACGUUAUCGAAGGUUUCCUAGCCACCAACUCAAAGGGAAUUUGGACUCGUGGAAUGGACUAUCUACGGAUAGACGGAAGUGACACUGUUGACAAACGUAAACGAGCUAUGCAAGUAUUCAACGAUGAAACGAAUAAACGAGCACGAUUGUUCCUGAUUUCAACGAAAGCCGGAAGUUUGGGAGUCAAUUUGACGGGAGCAAACCGAGUCAUAAUCUUUGACGCAUCUUGGAAUCCUUCGGAUGAUAUUCAAAGCAUUUUUCGAACAUACCGAUUUGGACAGAAAAAGGAGUGUUACGUGUACCGAUUCAUUUCUCUUGGUACAAUGGAAGAGAAAAUUUACGAUCGUCAGGUCUCAAAAUUGAGCAUCGCCAAACGUGUCAUCGAUGAGCAUCAAAUCGGUCGCUAUUACAAGGAAGUAGACCUACAGCAACUGUUCGGUGUUGAUGAUCUUGAUCCACAGGUGGUACAACACACGGCACCGAUUCCAUCGAACGAUAAUUUGCUCAACGCUUUGCUGGAAACGCAUGGAGAUUUGAUUUACAAGUAUCAUGACCACGAUUCACUAUUGGUCGAUAUGAAAGACGAGACAUUGACCGAUCAAGAAAUCGGAGACGUUUGGAAUGAAUUUGAAAGUACUGGAAUUGAUGAUUUCGAAGAUACGUCGACCGAUCAAGAUAUUGAAGAUUCUUCGGAAUAAUUUCCCUAAGUGGGAGCGACUUUUCGCUGUUGAAAAGAUUUUUAUUUCCAAGAAAAUUGAAAUGAAAUUUAAACUAUGUUGGUUCGUUUGACACGAACAGUUUUAUCGAUAAAUUCAAUAAAAGCCACAGAU